CCCCAGCCAAGCAUGGCAGUUGUAGAGGGGGAGUGGCGUCCUCGAGAGCGAGAGCCUGAGCGAUAGUGUGUUUGUGCUGCUCAGGAUCGUCAUAAGUUCGCUCAACCCGAGUAAUUCACUGUCUCUAUCAACCCAUAGCUCUAUGUCUGCUGCCCUUGCUUGUCUCCCUCGCAAUGCCGUUCUUUUUAGCCUAAUGCGAGCCAAAAUGGUGCUCUAUGGCGUCUAGGCGGAGGGAUUGCGUUUCUCAAGCCCCUUUCGGAUUUGGCAGGAGCAGAUGCUUCUUGUCUUGUGAGCUUGAAUGGAGAUCGAAUUAGUGUGGUAGAAUGGAGCGAGACUACUACCGGGUCGCAUGGAUUUGUGGGUUUUUAGGGCAACGGGAAUUUGUCUCAAUCGUUUCUCGGGAGCUGCGAUGACGUCGAAGGGAUCUGUCGAGUGGGAUUUGUCGGCAAGAGAUUUACUGAAAUGGGGAGUGUGUGGGAAGUUAAGAUAUGAUGUAGGUUUUCGUCAGAGGGUUUGACCAGUAGCAGUUAAUUGCGUAGUAAUGAGGGUAUGGUGUGUCAGAGGUCACACUCUUCUUUAGAGUCAGACUGGAGGCAUGGAGUCGUCGCACGAAGUUUAGGAUCAGUGACUUAGUAGCGCAGGAGUCUUUUGAAGUGUUUACUCUUGGUGUGAGAGCGAGAUCUCACUCUUCUGUCGUGUUGAUUGUUGUCUUUCCUUGAGAAAGUUUUGUGCUCGCUUGUAUUACUUCCAUUAUGGGAUUACGGCAACUUUUCUAGCGUAAUGGCGAUAUUAUCCUCUCCCUGAGCUAGUGUCAGGUUGUUGAUUCGUUGCAAUGAAAGGACAGCUUGUGCGAAAUUUAUCAAGAGGAAAAUCAGAUCAUCUGCAUCGAUCAAGUGUCAUGCUUUUCACUUCUUGAACCACUCGCACUGGUCGUUGGAUUGUCCUAUAUGACAAUUAAGAGAAUGUCCAAUUUUCAUUUCACCAACUUUCUGCUCAGACGCAUGUGAUUCGGGUUCAACGUUGAAAAAUGGAAGAAUCUACUCUUUCGAAUGAUGGCGAGAGUUCGCCCACACACGCGGAGGGAGGUGUUUCGAAACUCGAAGGAAUUUCACAAACGGGUUCCUCCAGAGUUGGUGUUUGGAAGAAACUAGAACAUCGUAGGAGCAGGAUACAAAAGUCAUCUCAUGCAGGAGGGGGCAACGGUCGUACUUUUGAUCUAGAGAAUAUAGCUUCAGGAUCCAAUGGCUCCCAUGUCACAAACACGGAUAGGGCGUGCCGGGUGACAGUGACUAUAAUUGCUGCAAAAGAUUUGAAGAGAACUACACCUGGGCCUGACGCAAGGGACCCUGUUCUCAAAGUGCGAGUAGAACAAACCUUGAAAAAAUCAAAAGACAUUAGGACUGGUGUUCAUCAGGACGGGACUCUUGAUGUGAACCAGAGUUUUACAUUUGAUGUUAGGGAGUUGAAGAGCGCUCAAAUCACACUUCAAGUUGUGGCAAGAGGGGUGCUCGGUAUUGAAGAAGCUCUUGGACACAUCAAUCCCUUGUAUGUGCUUAACUUGCUUGAGGAGCAAGAUGGCCGAAAGGAUGUGGAAGCUAAGUGGUACGAUCUCUAUUCCAAAAGCGGCAGUAGGAUCAUGCCUGGAAAGCUCUACAUGCAGAUCGUUGUUGGUAUGGCAGAGCCAGAGCAGACUAUUUCAGCAUUUGUGGGCACCUGGAAUGUGGGAAAUGCUCGCCCUCCUGCGGAUCUGUCUCCCUGGUUACCUACCGAUGCCUUUUUUGAGAUCGUUGCCGUUGGCACUCAGGAAUGUGAUUAUCCACCUCGUGCUCCAUUCACCGAAUGCAGUAAGGAUUGGACCCACACGCUGAAGUCGCACUUUGGUGAGCGCUAUAAGCUUGUUCAUGCAAUAUCACGCGGGCAGAUGCGACUUGUGGUCCUUGUUCGAGAGGAUGCCGAAAAGGCAAUUUCUGAAGUAGAUAGUGACAGUGAGGCGACAGGAGUAGGCAAUGUUAUGGCCAACAAGGGAGGUGUUUGCAUAUCGCUUAAGUUCUGGGACACAGGUUUGUGUUUCGUGAACUGCCAUUUAGCUGCUCAUGUUGGGCAGUGUGAGACACGCAACAGCAAUUUUAGACAGAUUGCAAUGUCCAUGCGGGUUGGCUUACAAAGUAUGGACUUACUCAGUCAGUUUCACCAUGUAUUCUGGCUCGGAGACCUGAAUUAUAGGUUGGACUUCGGGAAUAUAGAACCUCAAGGACUGACUCCUGAUCGGACGUUCUGGGCUACAAUCGUGAAGCAAAUUCAUGCCAACAGGUGGAAAGAUCUCCUUAAGUAUGAUGAGCUACGGAAGGAGAAAGGAGCCUCUCGUAUACUAGCGGGUUUCAAGGAAGGAGAAAUAACAUUUCCCCCUACUUUUAAAAUGCAGAGGGAUUACUUAGAUCAUUACGAUCAAAAACGGUUGCCAGCAUGGUGCGAUCGUGUCUUGUGGAAAACCUUACAAGGAUGCCAUUCAUAUCUUAUUUCGUAUUUUUCUGCACCCAACAUCCUCACCAGUGAUCACAAACCAGUAGGAGCAACAUACAAAUUGACGUCAUAUGCAUUACCGUCAUCGACGUUGAUUUCUGAUGACACUGAUGAGGAUGAUAAAAGGUGGCAUAUACGGUUCACUUCUCUGCGAGCUAAGAAAUUGCGUGCUUCUGACAUAAAUGGAUUCUCAGACCCAUUUGUCUCGUUUGUGGGCCCCAAUUUGCUACAAGAAUUUCACUCAAAAGUGAAACACCAGACUUUGAAUCCUGUUUGGAAUCCUUUUCAGGAACUGCCUACAUUAGUUUUGAGCACUUUUCCUCUGCAACGAGUGGACAAGGAGUACCUAUUGGUACGUGUUCUUGACCAUGAUUCAGAUGAAGAAGCACUAGGCUUUGGAGUCAUUCCCUUGAAUCAGGCUGUGGCCUGCUUCAAGAAGGGUGCCUUAGAGGUGGCGCAUUUCAAGGUCAACCUUUCUCAUUAUGGUGUACCAGCUGGUACGUUAGAAGGGGGGAUGAAACUUACCUGGGAGAAAAAUGCAAUCAAGAAUAAAAAUAAUUUUCCUAGUCGAGGAAUUAGUAUUAAAGAUUCUUUGAAAAAGAGAAUAUUUGUCAGAAGACAUAGCCCCAAAUAGUGGGGUGAAGGCCCACUAGUUCCAAUAUCAGUCUCGGCAGCAUCCCUCGAACGCCCUCAGCAGACUUAGGAUAUGGAGAUUUUCUUACAAUCUGCCGUUCGGAGUUAGUUAUUCUAUCACCCCUCAAGUGACCAAGGAUCAUUAACUUCGGAAGAAGCAAUCUUCCAAAGUUUUCUAGAAUAUCUUUAAUGAAUGAAGCUUGAGGCUGAAGACGACGUCUGACAUAAUCGUGUCACAUGAAAGGUCUCAAAACUUCAACUAUUUAUGCAUUUGCUGCUAAGAGUAUCAAGAUGGCUGGAUGGCCUUUUCAAAUGGAUGGAGAUGACUGCUGAAACGCCUGCAGUGCCUGACGGAGCACUGGCAGCUUGCUACUGGUUGCUGGUAAACACGAUGUUCCUGUGAGCCUGAAGACUUGACUCUUUCAAGAGCCAUUGGAUCACUGAACAUAAGUUUUGUAAAUGGUUGAGAACCGACUUUAUUUAGAUAGUAGCCAAUUCUAGUCCAAGUACUGGUGUAGCACCUGUGGAACCACAUUUCAUGCUGUAAAAGAAGGUUUUGCAAAUUCUCCUUCUUGGUUCUUCACAUAGAUAUAUUUUUUUACAGCUCUGGGCUUUCUCACUGUUUUCAUCAGAAAUCGGUGAUUGUUUGAGAGAUGUGUCUCGCAACGUUGAUGGCUAGUCAGUUAGCACCAUUUAGACAGGAUUGGGGUGGAUGUAGUUCUCUGGCCCGGUUCAAGGGACACUCCAUAAAGAACCCAUCGUCUUUUGGUACAAUCAUGCUUCAUUCACCACUCACAGUGUCAUGUGGAAUGUGUGGGCAGAUCUUUAGGGAGCAAUAAAGGGAGGGUCAUUCAAACAAGCAUAAGUUCUCUCCAGCUCAGGUGUUGCAAAAUUGACUUGACUACAGAGCAACACAGGAUCCAGGCUGUACUGCUACAGACUCUCAUGUUGAACGUUAAAUGAGAUAUCUUGGGUUUUAUCCACAUGACUGAGCUUAGACGUGAACUUCUCGACCGAGAAUUGAAGGUCAGAUUUCCCUCUUGCUGCUGUUAGCACUGAAAUCAAUAGAAUGGUGAAAAGACCUUGUUUGCAAGAGGUAAAAGAAUGGAAACUUUCCUACACUCUAAACUUAGGAUGUUAUAUAUCGAGAACCCCACUUAUAACAGGUGUAUUGAUAUUGAUUUUCACAAUUGAAUUGAAUGGCAUGUGGAAGGUACCAAUAAA
Physcomitrium patens is the source of this 4377-nucleotide messenger RNA. The record is from RefSeq and is a predicted model, not a curated record. NCBI's taxonomy places the organism in Eukaryota, Viridiplantae, Streptophyta, Bryopsida, Funariales, Funariaceae.